CGGUGCUGGAAUCUGAAAUUGAUGUUGAUGAAUGAUAUCAAAAACAUUUAAACCAUUUGUAAUUUAUAUCAAACCUACGCUAUUGAUCAAAAGGAACAAUACAUUGGUAGUUUAUUAGUAACUCAAUUUGUGCGAGCUUUUUUAUUGAUAUGGCUGACGAGUAUGCUGCCAUCAAACGAGGAAAAUUAAUACUCAAAGGAGAUAAACCCAAGGCAAAAAAACGCAAACAUAAGAAAAAGGAAACAUCUGAAGACUCCAAAGUUGAUGAGGACAGUCUAAAACAUGGCGGUUGGUGGCGAGUGAACAGAAUUGAGGAUAUUACUGGUCCCAUAUCAAUUGAGUUUGGAAAUAAUGCCUACAUAUCAGCUCUUGACAAUGGUUUAUUCACAAUUGGGGCUCCACAUGGAGACACAGAAGGUCCCUCACCAGAGGAGAUAUUUACAGCAUUCCCAGCUGGAGAAAAUAAAUUCGCAUUGAAAUCAGGUUACGGAAAAUAUUUGGGUGUCUCUAAGGAUGGUGUUGUUAUCGGAAGAUCAGAUGCCGUUGGAGCUAUGGAGCAGUGGGAGCCUGUUUUUCAAGAUGGUAAAACAGCCAUCCUUAGCUCCGUCAACAAGUUCAUGUCAGUCAACAGUGAAGACUCCGUGGUGGCACAGAGUUUGUCUGCGGGAGAUACGGAGUUCUGCAGUAUACGCAGCAACAAGACGAGAGAGGUGAAUACUGUGGUGUUGCCUGCCGAGGAACAAGGAGACCUUGCUGAAGUUGAAGUCAACUAUGUCAAAAAGUUCCAGAAAUUCCAAGACAAGAAACUACGUGUCAAUGACGGCAGCGUUAUAGAGCUCAAAAGGGCGAAGGUGGAGGGGAACCUACACGAGACACUUCUGGACAGAAGGAGUAAGAUGAAAGCUGAUAGAUAUUGUAAAUAGAGCAUGUAGAUAAGUUUAAUGGAAUAAAAUAAUUGUGACUAA
Messenger RNA from Amyelois transitella, 965 nucleotides. RefSeq names its product protein FRG1 homolog (gene FRG1). Gene Ontology annotation, molecular function: actin filament binding. The coding region runs from base 150 to 923 and encodes 257 amino acids. The transcript is spliced from 4 exons. The record is from RefSeq and is a predicted model, not a curated record. Gene Ontology annotation, cellular component: striated muscle dense body; catalytic step 2 spliceosome; nucleolus. NCBI's taxonomy places the organism in Eukaryota, Metazoa, Arthropoda, Insecta, Lepidoptera, Pyralidae.